Molecule: messenger RNA, 8151 nt
Organism: Carassius auratus (goldfish)
Lineage: Eukaryota; Metazoa; Chordata; Actinopteri; Cypriniformes; Cyprinidae
Product: histone-lysine N-methyltransferase ASH1L-like
Exons: 16
Coding region: 573-6233 (1886 amino acids)
Biological process (GO): regulation of DNA-templated transcription
Cellular component (GO): nucleoplasm
Molecular function (GO): histone H3K4 methyltransferase activity; protein binding
Source: RefSeq, a predicted model, not a curated record
UCGGCCAUCUCCGGUUAGAUUAUUCGAUAUCAUUUUCUAACACACACAUGCGAAUAGCUCGUGUUAUUGGUGGGUAAAUUUAGCUCAAGUUGCAGGCAUCAGCUCAGUAACCGAAAACAUAGAGCACGGUCAUUGCUCUCCUCCGUCUCCCCUCAUCGGUGAACUUGGGUUGUGGCUAUUGGGUACACAAUGUACCACCAUGCUUUUGAUGUAAAACAACUGCGCAAGAGACGAAUAGAAACAGGGGGGCGAAGAGAAGAAGAAGGGGGGACGUGAGUAUCGUGUGGUGUUGCACAAUGUUCAUCUUCAUGGGUCCCGUGGACACGCAACACCCCCCAUUUAUCGUUUCAGCUCGUUGCACACACUUGUAAAUUAGCUGCUCCUUUUCAUGCGAUGCGUCUUCUUUGCAGCUGGGGUCCUUCCAUGGUACCAAUACCUUAUUACUCUCUCAAGUUAAGUGAGAUGAUAGAAGAGCAUUAAAUAAGACUGAAAAACACCACGUUUCGUCAUAAGCUGAACAUUACUUAUUGACAAAACUUCUCCCCUUUGCAUCUACUACUCUGAAAGUUCAAAUGGAUAAGAAAAAGCAAAAGACAACAGAGGACAGGAAGAAGAUGAGAAAACCCAAAGAGGCUGAACCAGAUGCAUCCUCAAAGAGUGUUACCAGUGAAGUUAAGCAGCAGCAGACUAGUCUGGGGGAGUUAACAGAUACAAGGUCCGACCAGUCAGAUGGAAAUUUAAGAAUGAAAAUAGCGGUUGGAGCGAAACGGACAAAGAAGCCCCCAAAGAGCCUUGAGAACUUCAUAUGCAGGCCCACAAUCAGAAUCUCUCAGAGGCUUGCACAUGGAGAUGGACAUAGUUCAUGUGGAGGUGAAGUCCCCAGUCCUGAUAUCAGAGUGGGCAAGCAGUCUCAUCGUGAGAUUCAGAAAAAAGAUAGGAACGAUUGCAUUUCUCCAAAAGCAUCUACAAGGCAGAGUGUCCCACUUCCCACAUCAUCCAAAAAAGCUGACUCUAAAUCAGUCAUUACAGCUUCUAAAAAGGCUCCAUCAAAACACAUGAGGAAGACUGACUCAAAGUCAUUAUUAACAUCAGAUGGACCUUCGUAUGCAGUUCAGCCACAAACAGAUAGCAAAGUACCACUUUCAGAUAAGAUAACCUCCUCUACAUUGCUGAAGCAGACAUAUUCACCUCCAGCUGCCCCUUCUCCGCCUUCCUCUUUACCACAGAACUCCAGUCUACAAGACAGCGCCCAAGUUUUAAAUGCUCAAAAAGAGAAGGGUGAAAAUCUCCCAACUGGAGAAGCAAUGAUCUCCUCCCUCACUUCACAUGGUUCAAAUGAUACUUCUUCCAGUAUUGAAAAUGACAGUGAAAGCACGUCAUAUCCAAUAUCAUGUAGUGAGAAUUUAGGAAAGCGAAGUCCCUGCCCUCCAAAAAAGUGUAGAAUCAAGGAAAGUAAUGUUGACAAGGUUUUAAAUGCAGCAGAUAAAGAAGAUGGAGACCCUUCAUGUUACAAAAACACGAGUAACACCAACAGUAGGAGUAAGGAAAAUGGUUUAUUGUAUCAGCAAAGUCCCUCUGUCAAGACACCAUUGCUCCUUACUGCUUCAGAUAAAUCUGCUGAAUCAGCAACUCCUGAGAACAGCACUUGUAUGCCAGAGUUACUGGAGAGCAGAGGAAGUAAUAAGUAUAAUGAAAGUGAAGUCAUAGUUGACUCCAGAGAGAUGGAACCUUCCCAAGCUGUUGCUGUCCAGCCAAAAGAUGGCAGCAGGGUGGGGCAAAUCAUUGACAAGAAUAAGAAAAGAGCCAGGCUUAGUUCAAACCAAGACGAAGAUAUGCAGUGUUCCUCUCAACCCCCUGGGUGUGCAGAUUCUCAGUUUAACAGUUGCGUUCCAAGUGAUGAGCCACCUUUACAUCCAAAACAAAACCUCAUGUCACAGAAGAAACAAAAAGCUGUUCAGGUGACAAAGAUAGAAAAUCCAGACGAGAAAAUGGAUCUGGCUGCCUGUAAAAAGAUACCACAAAAAUCAAACCAUAAAAGAAUUCCUUCCAUUAAGUCAUCAAAGGUGUUGUCAUUGCAAUCAAGACAAGCUGGACAACUUCCUAAAUCUAAUAAACUACAAAAUGUAUCACCCAGAUCAGAAACCUUUUCCUCUGAGCCCCCUCCCAAGAAAAGGGGCCGUCCAAAGAUGACCAAGUUGGGGGAGAUUCCUCAGGAAAGUAAGUCUCAAAAGUCCUCUACUAAAUUCCCCAUACUUGAAGAUGCAGAUAUCCCUGAUCCAGAGAAUGGCCUGAAUCUUCCAAAGCCAACCCCCAAAACACUAGGUCAUCCCAAAUGUCUCUCUUUUGUCCAAAAAAAGAGAUGUAAAUCACUCGACUCAGCAUCUGGGAAGAAGCGUGCUGCAGGAAAACUCAAACCCUCUUUGUCUAAAGCUAGAGAUGCUCAAAUCAGCCGCAAACGAAAUAGGCUGAUAAUGAAGACUAUUAUCACAAAUAUCAAUAAGAUGAGAGUGAAGAAGAAGGAUAAAGUACUCACAGAGUUUCUUUCAGGGCAAAGCCAAAGUUACAAUUCUGAUGUUGUUCAGAAAGACAAUGAAGGUGAUGCAGAUUGCUCGGUUUCAGAUGAAACGCACACUUUAUCCUCACUUGUUACCUCUUUUGGGGGAAAAUUUGGUCCACAAAUAAAUAUCAGCAAACGUGGUACUGUCUACAUAGGAAAAAGAAGAGGUCGUAAACCUAAAACUCAAAGAGAAACUUCUGGCCAAGACUCUGAACAAGUUCUAGGUCAAAAGUCUCAGCAAGUCUUGGCAGAAUCUUCUGAUCAGUUGAACUCUUGGUCCACCUCUGAUGAUCAUAGCCAUUCAUUUGAUGGCCAGUCUGGUUUGUGCAGCUCUCCUUUUAAGAAUCUUGUGUCCCCUUCACCCACUAUGUCCCCCUCUUUUCGAAGAAAGGUUCAUCUUGGCAACCAUGAAUAUAAUCAACGUUCUGCUCCAAAGGUAACCAGUACCCAAAGGGUUAAAGCAGUGCACGAAGAGAAAUCAAAACUUCCUUCCUCCUCGCAGUCUUCACCAUGCCCUUCAGCCACAUCCCAGUUAGGCUCUGUAAGGACUGAUGACCACAGAACUACACACUUUGGACAAUCAGGAUUAAUGGAGCAAGAAAGACUCAAAUACAAGUGCCAUAGAAAAGGUCAUAAUUGCUUUAGCCAUGAUAAGAUUAGGAGACAUAAACACAAAUGUAAGAAAAAGUAUCUUCAACUCAGGGCCAAAAGGCAAGACCCGGCCUUUCUGGCAGAGAUUGAGGAAUUAGUGGUCAGACUUAGUGAGAUUCGUAUUGUGCAUCAUAUCUCAUCACGAGGGUGUGGGGAUGAAGCAAAUUCUGGAAGGAAGAGUGGGAAAGGAAAAGCUCAUCCUCACGUUCUUCAGUGUCUACCACAAAACCUUCAUCAUCCAGCUAUGUUUCAAAUCAACUUCAGUGGUUACUACUCACCUCAGUCAGACUUUUCUCGUGACUCUCUGCAUUAUGUUGGACUGGCAGAUUUUAAGAGGAACAAUGGGUGUCCCUCACAACCAAGUGAACAUAUUGUCACACAUUGCCCAGUAGUGCACAAACUUGGCUUCCCACUGUCGGGAGGUGGUUGUUACCACUCGCCAUACAAAAUGCCACUUUCUACCACUUCAUUUGGUUUUGGACUUUAUAGAGGAUACCCUCCAUCUGCAACUAUAUACCCUUCGUCACCCUUUUUACCUUCUUAUGUGCACCCCUACUCCAAAAAUCCCAUUUUAAGCCCAUCAAAGUUCCAUAAAAGGAAGCACAAGUUUCUGAGAAGUGACUCUCUACUUUGUGGCGGAAAGCCACAGGGGAACUAUGCUAAUGUAACAUCUCAUUCCCCUGACUGGUUCAGUAGAAAUAGCUGGCAACGAGAAGACAUCAGAGAGCAGGCUAGAGGUAAAAGGUUUGUGGAUGAUAGACUUAGAGAAAGAGAUGGAAAAGAGGGUUUAAUAGGACAAAGUAAGCCCAGAAAAGACCAUUUCAGAAGGGGUCCGGCCUCAAAUCCCCCCUGCUCUUCCUCAACACCCUCAAAACAAGCAGACAAACAUAAAACCUCACCACUUUCAUAUAUAGGACUUGCACAUAUGAGACCGGUAUCAAAAGUUAGGUGGGCAGAGCAUCAGCAACCAUGGAGGUGGAGAGAGAGCACACAGGUAGAGCCGAGGAACAGGGUUUUAAACCAAGAAGCUGGUUCAGGGUACCAGGAGGACGAUGAUGAAGGGGAUGAAGACCUGCCAUCACCUCCCCUAGCAGACAGAGCCAUCCACCAUCACAGUUUCCUGAGGAACCCCAACCUUGCUAGUAGUGCGUACAGUCACAUGACAGCUCAAAAAAGUGUUGGUGAAGUUCAGUCUGCUUCAAGGAACUUAAUGAGACCUGGAGGCUCCUUAAUGAAGGAUUGCUCAGCUGGAGGCAUAAGAACAUCAGAGAGUUUCCAGCCUGGUGGUUCACUCUUCUCUGAGCACUAUCCGCAUGCCAGUCCCUCUCUCAAUGAAGGACAAGAGAGAGGAGGAAAAGAGAAAAGACCCAACAUCAGCAGAACACACUUUCAGACCAACGAUAUCAGGCCUUUUUCCUCUUGUUCUGCCACCAAAGUCAGUUUUUCUCAUUUAAAUAAAACCAAAAAUACAACGCCAAACAAGAGUAAACUGAAACAUGUCAAAAAGCCUCUCAAGAAAAAGAAUCCCAAAGGUCAAGAGGUCACAGGAAGUGAGGUGAAGAGGAGAGGACGAGGUCGACCAAGGAAAAACCCUGCACCGUGCUUUUCUCCACCUUUACCUGCCACACCUGUACAUCAUGAAACCACAGAGUGUCCUGCGAAACGCAAAAAAGGAGACGACUAUACAGAACUCAAUGCGACUGAGUCCAUGGCUCAACAUGAGAAAAGGAAAAGAAAGAAAAGAAGAGAUGAAUCAAGGAGCAAUGAUGGGCAGGUAGAUGAAGGAAAAGACUCCGCUCUGAGCCAAAAGCCCUCACAAUCGCACAUCGACAUAUCCUCACCUUCCCAGGAGCCAUCAGUGUCUGUAAACAGCCAAUCAGAGAAGAGGUCUGACGUGGCAACUGAAAAGAAAUAUGAGUGGGCGGGACUUUACUCGGAUGUGUAUAAAAGCGAGAACCUCUCGAGUCUGUCCUCUCCACUACACACAGACUGCCUUGACUAUGAUCCUGAAGAACAUGAGCAUGGUCUACUUCCUGCACCAAUACACGUAGGAAAGUAUCUGAGGCUGAAACGGAUCGACUUUCAGUUGCCCUAUGACAUAUAUCGACUCUGUGCUCAGGAAAAGCGUCCUAAAAAGUCACGACAGACCCCUCGCAAGACGGCCCCAUCCAAUGGAUCUGUUGAUGUAAUGUCUCGCACUCAGACCGAAGACGGUUCCUGUAAACAUCAGAAGCUCGGUGUGACUCACGACUGUGUUUCUGACAGCCUUAAUAGCACUAGACAGAACAACACAGAAGAGGUUGGAAAUGAAAUGAGUGAAACAGACAUUGAUAGUAAUCUUCCCGAUCAACCUGACCCUCCCAAACAGCAGGAGAAAGGCAGUGAUGCUGAAAAUAUCCCCUCCCCUCUCCUGAUGAUGCCCUUGUCUUGUGAGGAGAGGAGCUUCGUCUUAGACCAUGGCGUUUUUCUGGUGAGAAACUAUGAGAAAAUGCGAGACAGACAGGCAUUGCUCCUGAGGGAGGAGGUGACAGAGCGAGAGGAAGAAAACAAAGAAGAUAGAGGGAGCAGCCAGGAGGGGGAUCAGAGAGGGGAUCUUGAAGACACCAUCACUAAGUCAGACCAGCGCCUGACUCACAUGAGUCCACAGUCAGAAAACAGAGAGAGAGACGAGGAUGGGAGAAGUGUACAGAGCAGAAGCCUCACGCAGACACUCCAGGGGAUCUAUGACAUCAUUGUCAGUCACAAGGGGUCAUCUGGACAAACCCUCGCUGCUCCUCUGCUGAACCUGUGCUCCAGAAAGAGAUCAGACUCGGCUCCUGUGGAUCUCAGUACGUUACAGAGGCAGCUCCUCUCAGGCCACUAUGAGAGUCUGGACACCUUUCACUCAGACAUGCUGAAGGUGUUCCACUGCGCCGAGAAAUACUACGGUUGUGAGUCACCAGUGGGUCGUAAUGUGAGGCAGCUGAGGGAAGUGUACCACAGUGCUCAUCAGGAGGCCUUGAUUCAGAUCGGCAGUUUCCUGUGAGUGACAGAAUACCACAUCAGCAACCUCUGUCAGGGAAGUUGCUGUGACCAAACCCAGAGGCAUGAUGGGCCUUCCAGAAGGCAUCUAAUGCUCUCCAAUACCAAAGACCUGCUGUAUGUUGCUCUCACGGAUGCACUGCACAGGUUAAGACAGCACUCCUGGAAAUGCCAUUUGUGAGCAUGGACACUGCUGAUGCUUGACAACGUGAUUAGUUGAAAGCAACCCAGCCUUACUUUCUCUCAGGGAAAAGAAGGUCAAGCAAAGGAACAGGAGGCAUGAGAAAAAACAAAUCAAUAUCUAAGACCCCAGAUCAUUUCAUUUACUCGAACAUGCAUUUCUUUCAUUUUGAGAUGUUGCACUGCAGACUGAACAUAAACAUAAAGAAAGGGAUGCGGAGAACCAUGCGAACAGGACGUGGUGCUGUUUGGGGUUGAAGGGAAUGAACAUGCACGGACUGUUUUAAAUCAUUCAACACACUACAUCAGCAUACCUACAAGAAAAUGGACUUAACUAUUCUACAGAGGCUCUGCUGACUGAACAGUUUUGAAUGGUGUGAACAGAAAUGUGGUCUACAGCCUUUUUGAUGUUGUGUUUUGAAUGUUAUAACUAUAAAGUAAGCAAUAAUGCAUGAAAGGUUCAAUUACACCGCCUUAAUGUUAAUGCUCAAUGUAAGCAAAUGUGUGUUUAUAGCCAUUUUAGAACAGUCAAUUUUAUUUUAAAGGGAAUUUACUACCACUCUGUGCAGAGCUGUCUUGUGCUAGUGACGUUUUGUAAUACAUUGAUUUGAAGAAGUAAUCUUUAUAGCGUUGAGACAGCUCGGAAAUAUUUUAUACAGUUGUAGAGUAUAUUGUAAAUAAUGUAUAUUUAGCAAAAUUAUGUUUUAUGGUUCAAGAAACUCUUAAGUCUUAAAUUGUUGUGGGAGUUUGUCUAUUUUCCAUUGAUUCUUUAAUAAUAUUUUUUAUAGUUUAUAAGGUUUCUCAAUGCAUGUGCAAUUUGGAACUGGACAUUCAGUGUCUGUGAAACAUCAGAUUUUGAUAGUCUUCUUUAUGCAUGGCAUAUAAUUUACAUUGCUUAAUAAUGUAUAAUAGCUGUGUAUGCAUAUGCAACAAAUUAUAUGUCUAUGUUGAACUAAGAAAUUAAUUAUAGGAAGCACUUUAAGCAGAUUAAAGCAGAACAAAUGAAUUAAACCAGCUACAUUAAUUCACUACAAGUUGGACCAUUAUGCUUUUUAGAUUUAAUAGGUUUUAUUGCUUAUAGAUAAUAUUGCUUAAAGAAAAUUGUAACUAAUACUAAUAAACCCAAAGGAAGAGCUCCAGACCUAUUUUUCUUUUAAUUUGUCCAUGAACUUGUAAGUGCUUUGUAAACCAAAUGUAAAUUUACUUUAGGUUACUAUACUCAAACCUUAUUCAUUCAAGUCAAAAGCAUGCCACAAUGUCAAAACCUGUGAAGUCCUGUGUAGAUUGAAAGUUGUGGAUAAGUUUCUUUCCAGGUCUCUUUUUAAAUAGUGGAGUUGGUUUCAUCACUCUCCCUUAUAUAACAAGGUGAUAAGAAUAGAUUCUGGUGUGACUGUCACACAUACUAUAUAGGCUACAUUCAUCUCUAAUGAGGAAUCUGCACAUGGUCUUCACAAACAAAACUACAAGGCAAAAGCAGAACCUUACAGACUGUGUCCGAAAUACGGGAAGGCUUAAAUGUAUAGAUUGUGUACCUUCCUAUAGCUUUAAUUAGUUAUUAUUUCACUUGAUAGCGGUGUCAGGAUUGUUGUUAAAGAGAAUGGCACUCUCUAGUGGUAACACUAACACUGAGAUGACAAUGCAGAUCUGAAUGUGCAACAAUGAGAACUGUAAAAGUGUUUACUUUAAUUAUGGUAUGAAUUUGUCCAGUGGCGUCCCGUUUAGCAACCCCAUAUUCCUUGUUU